Saimiri boliviensis boliviensis (Bolivian squirrel monkey) is the source of this 1227-nucleotide messenger RNA. It is a transcript of the gene TEX13A, whose product is annotated as testis expressed 13A. NCBI's taxonomy places the organism in Eukaryota, Metazoa, Chordata, Mammalia, Primates, Cebidae. The record is from RefSeq and is a predicted model, not a curated record. Gene Ontology annotation, molecular function: mRNA binding.
AUGGCCUUGAGACCUGAGGACCCCAGUAGUGGGUUCCGGCACGGCAACGUGGUGGCAUUCAUCAACGAGAAGAUGGCCAGACACCCGAAAGGCCCCGAGUUCUAUCUCGAGAAUAUAUCCUUAUCCUGGGAGGAGGUGGAAGACAAGCUCAGGGCCAUCCUGGAGAACCGCGAGGUGCCCAGCGAGGUCAAAGAGGCCUGCACCUGGGGCAGCCUGGCCUUGGCGGUGCACUUCGCCCAUAGGCAGGCAGAGUUACAAAACCGCAGGGUGCAGUGGCUACACAGUUUCGCCAAACUGCACAAAUCAGCCGCACAGGCCUUGGUGUCAGACCUGACGAAGCUCAGGGCGCAGCAGGAGACAGAACGCGAGGAGGCGGCCUCCCAACUAAGAAUGGCCCAGUCCAGGCUCGCGGAGGUGCAGAAAGAGCGAGACAAGGGGCUGGCGUCUCCCCAUGAGUGGGAGCAGGCGGCCGGGGGGCCAGGCCUGGCCACUGCCAGAGCAGUUUGCACAGAAGGAGCAGGUGAGGAGGAAGAAGAGGUGGCGGUGGCUGCUGCUGGUGCCGCUGGAGGAAAAGGAGGAGAAGAAAAGCAGAGGGAUGUGGAGACUGUGACUGCCUCUGUGGAGGCCAUAGCUCCCCCUGUGGAGGCUGGGGCUUCCCCCAUGGAGGCUGAGUCCCCCCCUCUGGAGGCUGGGGUUGCCUCCAUGGAGACCACACAGGAGCUGGAGAGAAUUAUCCUGCAGUUCCUCGGAGAUGCUGAGCAGGAAAGUUACACCUACUGGGGGAAGAGUGAGGGAGAUCUUAGGUCCAGCGAAACAGCCAUGCCUUUCUUCUCUGAAACCAUGAAGCCCAGAUCCACAGCCUCACCAGAACCUCUUGCUGUCCAGCUCCCUGCCUCAUUCACAUACUCAUACUCAAGCCCUUUGUCCACCUUCUCAGCCAUACCCACUAUAUCCCCUCCACCAGCAACAGCAUCAGUUCCACCUCAGAUGCCUUCCGACUGGGGGGCCUUUGGUUCUAGCCUGUGGUCUGAUGUGGGGGGCCACAGAAUAGACCCUCAAGAGCAUCCAAGAGACAAGAAAGACUCCGAACCCCAUCAGCAAAGAAGACUUCCAGUAUAUCGCAGGCCUGGUGAUUGGGACUGCCCUUGGUGUAAAGCUGUGAAUUUUUCACGGAGGGAUACUUGCUUCCACUGUGGGAGGGGAAUCUGGCUACAAAAACCCCAGUGA